Messenger RNA from Dacryopinax primogenitus, 915 nucleotides. Its product is annotated as NADP-binding protein. NCBI's taxonomy places the organism in Eukaryota, Fungi, Basidiomycota, Dacrymycetes, Dacrymycetales, Dacrymycetaceae. The coding region runs from base 1 to 915 and encodes 304 amino acids. The transcript has 3 exons. The record is from RefSeq and is a predicted model, not a curated record.
AUGUCUAUUCCUCCUCUUCCGCCGAACACCACUCUCCAAGGGCGCUCAUUCCUCAUCACCGGCGCUAAUGUCGGACUGGGCUUUGCGGCUGCACGCUUAGCGUUGCAACUUGGCGCCUCUCCUGUCUAUAUAACUACUCGCACGGCUAAGAAGGGCGACAAAGCGCGUGAUGAACUGCUCGCUGACCCGGAGGUCAAGAAGAAGAACCCGAAUGCGAUCGUUAAAGUAUACGAGGUCGAGAUGUCGAAGUGGGAUUCCGUCACAUCUUUCGCCAAGAAGUUCCUUGACGACAGGAAGACCGCUGGCGAAGGACUCGACAUCGCUAUACUGAAUGCGGGCUUGGUCAAUGGGAGAUUCGUACUCGCUCCAACUGGCAAUGAGAUGGAUGUGCAAGUCAAUCACCUGUCGACUGCGCCACUCGCGCUUCUUCUCUUACCUCUCCUCGAGCGAAGCACGACACCCGAACACACAGCAAGACUAACGAUCAUCUCCAGUAUGGCGCACCUUCGUGCCCGUCUUACACCACAAGACGACAUCGGAUACCUUCCUUCUCUGAACGACAAGAAAAGUUUCUCCCCUGUACUGCAGUACAGCCUAAGCAAACUCCUGAUUAUCCUCUUCCUUCGCGAACUGUGCGAAAAGGUCACCAGCGACAAAGUGAUCAUCUGGUCAAGACAGAGUGGACUCGCUAUAUGCACUGCUAGAUCGUCUCCGGAGAAAGGAGCAAUUACAUAUAUUGAUGCUGUAGCCAACAUCGGGAAGGAAAGUCAUGGCCUUUGGUAUCAGAAAACACGUUUGACACCGUAUUCUAAGGUUGUUACCGGGCCUGAGGGCAAGAAGCUCCAGAAGCGGAGCUGGGACGAGACGUUAAAGCAGCUGGAGCAGGUUUCGCCUGGAGUCGACCCAGACCUUUGA